CGAUGAUAAAAAAUACUUGAAAUGACAUUUAGAGCUAAAAUCCACGCGUUAAAAUGAAAAGCCGCAGUUUCCUUUUCAUUUUCUUGGUUCAGGUAAUUUUACCUUUCUCGUCUUUGGCAGAAGGGCCUGACGUAGUAUUGGGUGAAAAAUGGCUGAACAUCAAUGGCACAGAAAUCAAGGACCUGACUUCUAAUCCUCGCUACCUUAAAAACGCCGAUAAAAGCAGCUAUUUUUCUCUCUUCAAGGAUUACAGGCCGAACGAAAAAUAUAAUAACCAUGGGGCUCGAUACCGCUCAUAUUUAUUAGCACAGGAGACUGGCAACUACACGUUUUAUACCUUCUGUGACGACAGCUGCCGCUUGUAUCUGAGUAUUGACGUCAAUCCCAGAAAUAAGAAAGAGAUUAUUGAUCAAACGAAAAAUGUGCCCAUUGUGAACGAGAUAAACUGUUGCAGCAAAUUAGAAGAAUGCCAAAUAUCUCCUCCUCAAUACCUAGAGGAGUCACGACUCCACUACAUAGAACUUUUGUUUAAGCAAGGCAUAGGAAAUUCGAGGAUGUUUGUAGCCAUGAAGACACCCAGUGGCCACAUGGUGUUGCCAAUCAAUAGCACACAUUUGGUGAAACAGGUACCCCUGUACGAUAUUCCUGGACAUAAUUGUAAAACCGAAGGAGAUCCCAGGUACCCCGUUUACGUAAACUGCACGGCUUUUUCGGAUACGCAAAGGGUUGACAGUGCCGUUUCUUUAUUAAGAGAUUUGAGGUCUCGUGUGAACAACGAUACAAGUCCUACUGAUGAUUUUCUCCAUUCGGUGAUGAAGACUGCUGGAAAGAGGACCAGUGAUCUGCUCGAAGAUCUAGAGAACAUUGGUGUGAACCAGAACGCUUCUGAAUCAAACCUGGGUUUUACAAUCGCCAGAGAGGUUGAACGUCUCGGAGAAAGCAUUGCCUCUCGUGUGAGCAACGAUACCCCAAUGAUAGCUGUUGAUUAUUCAAGUUUAGAUAUGAAAGCAGGCUAUGGAAAUCUGGACGCUUCCUUCGAAAGCUCUAUACUCUCGAGUAAUUCUGAAAGCAAAAACAGCAUCACCAUUUCUAUGGGAGAUUCAACACAAGGAAAGGAUGGUACACGAUUCUUUUCAGCAUUUUACAGGUCGUUGGGGAAAGUUCUUCAAAUAAACAUUAGCCACGUAUACAGCAAUGAAUCCAGCCAGCAAGUGCCUUACUUUUUGAACAGCAAAAUCAUAUCAGGAUCAGUAGUUCAUGAUUCAGAAAAGUCGUUCACUGGCCAAGUUACCAUUCGAUUGGAACACACACAGUUCAAAAGCUUGGAGUACAUGUCUAUGGAGUGCGCUUUUUGGAGAUUUCCGGAGGGAAACGCGGGUAAGUCAUCGGGCUACUGGUCGACUGAUGGAUGCAACAAGGACGAGGAGCUUUCAAACGCUGCAGCCACAGUGUGUCACUGUCACCACCUCACUCACUUUGGUAUACUUAUGAGAGUUACUGAUGAUACAGAGGUAACCCAGCCAGGUCAGCCUCAUGUUCAAGCCUUGCAGCUCAUCACAUAUAUUGGUUGUGGUCUAUCGCUUUUAGGAGAAAUUCUUACUUUUGUUGCAAUCAUGUGUCUCAAGUUGACUAAAUCCGAAACAAGCAUAAUUCAUCUGAACCUUGUCGCAGCGCUGGCAGUUGCUCAGAUCACUUUCCUGACCGGGAUCGAGGCCACACAGAACAAGGCAGCUUGCAAGAUCGUGGCCGUCCUUCUUCAUUAUUUCAACCUUGUCUCGUUCUGCUGGAUGUUGGUCGAGGGGGUUUGGCUCUACCUGAUGAUAGUAAGAGUGUUUGAGACAGGACACAGCAGAAUAAAGAAGUACUGCGCUUGCGCAUGGGGAUUUCCAUUUGUAUUCGUCGUGAUCACAUUAUCUGCAAGUUUCGACGGAUACGGUACAGAAAGAAGUUGCUGGUUAUCUGUUCAGAAAGGAACCAUUUGGAGUUUCGUCGUACCUGUUAUCCUUAUUGCUUUGGCAAAUUCGAUCGUACUUGGGAUGGUUGUUAAGGAGAUUCUCAGGUUGAAUCAUCCAACGACAGAAAAUGGCGCAAAAUAUCAGUCUGCAAGGUCAGGUGUUCAGUCAGCCAUUGUACUCCUACCUUUGUUGGGGAUUACUUGGUUAUUUGGAGUAUUGACAUUCAACAGCAACACUUUGGUCUUUCAGUAUCUAUUCGCCAUUUUUAACUCGAUACAGGGAUUUUUUAUCUUUUUGUUUCAUUGUCUUCUGAACUCCGAGGUGAGAAGAGCCUUUCAAAGGAAAAAGAAAAUAUGGUCAGAGUCGCAUGACGCUUUCCAAACACAUUCAAUGACUCCACAAAACUACAAUGACAUCUCCAAAGAAACCCUCUCCACUGGAAACGACAUCGGGGUAAAUGACGAUAAACUGAAUAAUUUCACAAAGUACAAUAAGACCAAUACUGAGUGCAUAGCGUGAGCCAAGUCAGCUACACAGCUUUUCACGAUGAUAUGAAACUGUUUGCAAUGAAACCGAUAUUCACUGAGCAAGGCGGCGAUAAAAGGCUAAUCUUAAAACAGAAAAUGGGUCCCUUUCAGGAGAACUCUGACAAUGAGAAGUUGAACCUUUCACCUAAUCAACUGAUAGCAUUAAACCAAUUCGUUGACUAAACUUAACAACAUUCUGAAUACGCUUAUCAAAUGGCACUAGAAACGUGCUAUUUCUACAACUAUUUCUCCCCCUUCACAAGAAACCGAUGUUGCCAUAAUUUUUUCUCCUAUUCCAUUCAUCUUGGUAAAAUUGCUUGUUUGGAAAACAAAAUUUAAAUUCUACGAUAUCUUGUUUUAUUUCUGCGUAAUCCUAAUUCUCACUGGUAGUAAAUGCCCUCAGUAAGAGUGCACAGAUCUCGCAGCUCUACAUUGGAUUUCAAGCUGUUGAUUUUUUUCGUUUUAGCGACCCGGAUCAGCGGUCUCUGCCAAGUCCGAUUUGUCUCAUAGACCUUAAAAGUAAGUUGCAGACUGCGCAUGCCGUUGCUGGAUGACUGGCAUAAAGUAUUUCAAAUUAUUUAACUCUUAAAGACUUGAUUAGAAAUAACCCCCUCUGGCGGCUAUAUAUUGUUUUUGUACAUCAGUUUAAAGAAUUUGGUUUUAAGACCAAGGUAAAACUGGCUAUUUUCGCCCUCUUUGCGUCCCACUAAGUACUCCCAGAGUUUCGAUAAGUUAUGUGCCAGUGUAAGGUGUAGUUACGUGUUUAUCACGUCUGCAAGUGUCACAAACACAAUCAUGGAUCAUUAAAAAAGGGCAAACAGUUUACCAUGUAUGGAAAUAAACAUAUCACGAUAACAAUGCCUGUAAACUCCCCCCCCCCAAAAAAAGAAAAAAA
Molecule: messenger RNA, 3377 nt
Organism: Stylophora pistillata
Lineage: Eukaryota; Metazoa; Cnidaria; Anthozoa; Scleractinia; Pocilloporidae
Biological process (GO): cell surface receptor signaling pathway; G protein-coupled receptor signaling pathway
Cellular component (GO): plasma membrane
Molecular function (GO): G protein-coupled receptor activity
Source: RefSeq, a predicted model, not a curated record